Carya illinoinensis is the source of this 975-nucleotide messenger RNA. Its product is annotated as disease resistance protein RUN1-like. Gene Ontology annotation, molecular function: ADP binding. The record is from RefSeq and is a predicted model, not a curated record. The transcript has 2 exons. The coding region runs from base 1 to 975 and encodes 324 amino acids. Gene Ontology annotation, biological process: defense response. NCBI's taxonomy places the organism in Eukaryota, Viridiplantae, Streptophyta, Magnoliopsida, Fagales, Juglandaceae.
AUGAUAGGGAUUUUUGGUGUUGGUGGAAUUGGAAAAACAACUAUUGCAAAAGAGAUGUAUAACCGCAUUACUGAUCAAUUUGAAGGCAAUUGUUUUCUUGCAAAUGUCAGAGAAUCUUCAAAACAAGAUCAAGGUGGUCUCGUAAAGUUGCAAGAAACAAUUCUUUCUGAAAUUCUUAAAGAUUCAAGUUUGAAAGUUAGUAAUGUUGAUCGAGGAAUCAAUUUGAUAACGGAGAAACUUCGCCGUAAAAGAAUUCUUUUGGUUCUUGAUGAUGCUGAUUGUUUGGACCAAUUAAAAAAAUUAUGUGGAGGAUGCAAUUGGUUUGGUUUUGGUAGUCGAAUCAUCAUAACAACAAGGGAUGAGGGUUUACUAACUAAGCACAGUGUUCAUUUCAAAUAUCGUAUGAAGGAAAUGGAUCACUAUGAAGCUCUUCAGCUCUUUAGCCACCAUGCUUUCAAAAGUGACAAACCUGAUGAUGCUUUUGUGGAUGUCAUAAAACUUGCACUAAAGUGUGCUAACGGCCUUCCACUCGCUUUACAAGUGAUAGGCUCAAAUCUAUACGGAGAAGAUAUAGAUUUUUGGAAAAGCGAAUUGGAAAAGUACAAAAGAAUUUCAGAAGAAAAUAUCCACAAAAAACUCAAAAUAAGUUACGAUGGAUUAGAUUAUUAUACAAAAAAGAUUUUUCUUGACAUUGCAUGUGUCUUCAAAGGAGAAUACAGAGAUUAUGUCACUAAAAUAUUGAAUGGUUGUGGUUUCUUUGCCGAUGCCGGUAUCAAAAAGCUCAAUGAUAAAUGUCUCAUAACUAUUAAUCCUAAUCAAUAUAAUGGUUGCCAAUAUUUGGAGAUGCAUGACUUACUAGAAGAUAUGGGCAAAGAAAUUGUCCGACAAGAAUCACCCGAAGAACCUGGCAAGCGGAGUAGAUUAUACUUUCAUGAAAAUGUUCGUGAAGUACUUGAAAGAAAUAAGGGAACAUAG